Molecule: messenger RNA, 2189 nt
Organism: Ixodes scapularis (black-legged tick)
Lineage: Eukaryota; Metazoa; Arthropoda; Arachnida; Ixodida; Ixodidae
Product: zinc transporter ZIP1
Exons: 3
Coding region: 420-1355 (311 amino acids)
Biological process (GO): zinc ion transmembrane transport
Cellular component (GO): plasma membrane
Molecular function (GO): zinc ion transmembrane transporter activity
Source: RefSeq, a predicted model, not a curated record
UAAAAAGGAGGGCAAACAGAAUCCUGAGGCGGUGAGAUCAUGCAGCCACUUCCCGAGGCUCUGACGCGCACGCAUCCAAUUGUCUGAGAAAGAAGUGAUAAGGAACAUAUACUCCCGCCCUCCCGGCGACAAAAACCCGAUAGGGCACAAAAUAACUUGUCCCGUCUGCCCGCUCGCCAAACGAGAACGAGCAUUUCAGUGCGUACGCGAUCACCACGGAGAAAGAAGUCACUCGCUUCACUCCGUUCAUCACCAGGGGCACCAGGACACGGACCUCAAGGACACCGAGGGACCACGUCGUCGAUGAUGCACUGACUACGUAGGAUACCGAAACCUCAUACUCAUACAUCCAGCAAGCCAACGCGAGCAGUUCAUCCCAAGCAAGCUUCUACUUCAAGGUACGGGGGAAACAUUGAACCAUGGAGGUUCAAGCGGCACAGAUCGUGGCUCCCCUGCUGCUCCUCUUCGGCACCUUCUUUCUCGGUGUCCUGCCGAUCUGGCUUGUGAAGCGUCUCAGCUCCAUCCAGCGAGGCGCUCAAGGGCUGUCCUUCCUGGUGUGCAUCGGAGGAGGUGUCCUCUUCGCCACCAGCUUCCUGCAUCUUCUCCCUGAGGUUCGAGAAGGAUUCGAGAACCUGGACACAGAGUUCCCGGUCACGGAGGGCGUCGUCUGCUUGGGGUUUCUUGCCGUGUACGCGCUAGAAGAACUCAUCCACGCGUGCUUGGGCCACAGUCACAGCUCGACGAGUCAUGGUCAUGCUCAUUCUCCAGCUGUCAUGGAAUGCCACGACCACAGGGAACAGUCGCACCAGGACGGGGCACACGACAACCUCAACAACGGACAAGUCAGGCCCUACGGCACGGACACGUCCCCAACCAGCGUCGCAGCCGACGAACCUCUACACGACGUCACCAUCGCCGGCAUCCUCAUUGUAGCUGCCCUGUCCUUCCACUCCCUGUUCGAAGGACUGUCCUUGGGACUUCAGGAGAGCGAACAGUCCACGUGGAUUAUGUUCCUCGCCAUCGCAAUCCACAAGUACGUUAUAUCCUUCGUCGUCGGGUUCGACUUGAGUGCCAGCCGAGUGCGGCCCCGAAACGUCGUCAUCUACAUGGGAGUGUUCUCCGUCAUGUCGCCCAUCGGCGCCCUUGUGGGCGCCAUCACGAGGCAUAACCUGGAAGGGUCGACGGUGGUGGCCGCGCUCAACGGAAUUGCCACGGGCACCCUUAUCUACGUCACGUUCUUCGAGGUAUUGCAACGACAGAAGAACGUUAAGCUACACGGGUUGUUGCAGCUGCUAGCCGUCGGCCUGGGAUUUGGAGUUAUGCUGAUCUUGAUCGCAGUUCUGCCUCAUGACUGAAAUCUUCGGUUCCCAUAGAACUGAGCGUUGUGAUAAUCACGUUCACCAUGCUAAAUGUCUCUGCUGCAAGUGUAUAAGAGAGCGCUUGCAACGGACCUGAACAUGAUUGAUGAUCAUGAUGUUCGUGAUAGACAUUAUCGUGAUUAGUGAGUGGUCACAUAGGCUUUGGCCUCACGAUAAUGUUUUUUUGCAUUACUCAGACCGUCACAUGAAUGCUAACCGAGUUCCCGAGUAAGGAAUGUCGAUGGCAAUGUUACACAAACGUGGGGAUCUUCAUUUCUGGGACCAUCGACUAGUCGGUCGUAUGUCAGAGAUCCAGAUAAUGCUUUGAAAUGUGCGAACUAAUAAUUCAAUCACUCUGGUUUGUAUGUCAUAGUUACCCGAAGGCAGCGUAGAAUUUCAAACUCAGUCUAUACCAAGGAACAUCGUUAGAAGUUUUAUUUCUAGAAUAUUGCUAUCGGUACUUGAAACCACUGAUAUCAGCGUCACAAUACCUUUUAGUCAAUGUGAUUUCAAACGCAUAGAGAUAUCGAAUGACUUCAACGGUAAGUACUGUACUGUGGAAGCGGUCUUCUAGGUCUUCGGUCGCCAGAAUUACUGUGAUGAUAAUGCAUUUGGUGGCGUUAUUCUUGAGCCUUAGAUAUCUACCUGUUGACCACGAUCCUGGCCCCAUCCCUGUAGACCUUGUCGCCAUACUUAAGUUUAUCAUCCCUGCAUAGCCUGACAAUGUUAUUCGCUCGCUGCAAACACCAGAAGGUUGCUGACUGACACGAUGUAUAUAACGACCGCUCUGUCUGCUGCGGAUAAAACUGACAUCCCAGCUCUGCUGGUGUA